UUUGUAUAUCAAUUGAAGCUAGAAACAAGACGAUUUAUUAGUGUGAGGUGUUUCAAGGGAGGUGUUGCGUUGCUAUAUGUUUAUUUGUUAUAAAUCCUGUAAUAUUGGAGUAUUUUGCCGUUAAAAACUUUUAUUUACAAUGGCUGGACCUCUACAAGACGUUGUGGAAGAAGACGCAGCAGAUUUACAAUUCCCAAAAGAAUUUGAGAAUGCAGAGACAUUACUAAUAUCGGAGGUGGAUAUGUUGCUGGAGCAUAGAAAAGCCCAAAAUGAGUCUGCUGAAGAGGAACAGGAGUUCUCAGAAGUCUUCAUGAAAACUUUGACUUAUACCAACAUGUUUAAGAAGUUUAAAAACAAAGAGACCAUAGCUGCUGUUAGAAACCUCCUUCAAUCAAAGAAGCUUCACAAAUUUGAAGUUGCAAGUUUAGCCAACUUAUGCCCAGAGACUCCAGAAGAAGCCAAGGCUCUCAUACCAUCACUGGAAGGCAGAUUUGAAGAUGAGGAGUUGAGGAUAUUAUUAGAUGACAUACAGACCAAACGCAGUUUACAAUACUAACAUAGCAUUAGCAAAGUAUUUAUAAGUUUAUGUAUUCAAUCAACAAUUUACUGCGUUUUAGUUGUAAAUAAGACUGAAUUGUAAUACAAUUUCUGAUUAUUAA
This is a messenger RNA of Pectinophora gossypiella (pink bollworm), 659 nucleotides long. It is a transcript of the gene Polr2D, whose product is annotated as DNA-directed RNA polymerase II subunit Rpb4. Gene Ontology annotation, cellular component: RNA polymerase II, core complex; P-body. Gene Ontology annotation, biological process: mRNA export from nucleus in response to heat stress; positive regulation of translational initiation; nuclear-transcribed mRNA catabolic process, deadenylation-dependent decay. Gene Ontology annotation, molecular function: nucleotide binding; translation initiation factor binding. The transcript has 3 exons. Lineage: Eukaryota; Metazoa; Arthropoda; Insecta; Lepidoptera; Gelechiidae. The record is from RefSeq and is a predicted model, not a curated record. Bases 140 to 556 code for a protein of 138 amino acids.